This is a messenger RNA of Ostrinia furnacalis (Asian corn borer), 5561 nucleotides long. RefSeq names its product prominin-like protein. Lineage: Eukaryota; Metazoa; Arthropoda; Insecta; Lepidoptera; Crambidae. The coding region runs from base 342 to 3131 and encodes 929 amino acids. The record is from RefSeq and is a predicted model, not a curated record. Gene Ontology annotation, cellular component: membrane. The transcript has 20 exons.
UCGAUCAAUCAUUCACGUCGGAUCCGCGGAUGGCGGCUCGUUGCCGUUUUAUUUUUGUAACAAAGAACUAUUGAAAACAUGAAAAUCUUGACUUAAAACUAAGAUAGGUUAAGUGAAGUUUAUUUCAUUAGUGCACUAACAGUUAAUUCUAGCGACCGAUCGUGCAGUAUUCCACUCAUUUCCUUCGGGUCGAAUUCGUUAUCGACCUCGUUCGCAAGUGUUUAUGUUUAGUAAACGGGUACUCGGCGUUUGUUUUGCAAACAAAUAGUUUACCCUCCGAAUCAUAAAUAGUGGGUGCAGUUCUCGCGGUCAAGUUCGUGAUGUGGUUGUCGUUUUGAGUGAUGAAGGUGAGCAUGUUUCUGUGGGCGGCGCUGGUGCUGGCGGCGGGCCGGGGCGCGGCCGCCGAGUCCUUCCUGAGCAACAUCAGCCGCAACCUGCGCUCGGAGCUGUCGGGCGUCAUGGAGAUGGCCACCGUGAGCUACUCGGAGCCCGCCAUCAACACCACCUACGUGGCCACGGUGGAGUUCGACAUGCGCGCCAUGGGCUCGCUGUACAACUCCACGCACCUCGUCAUCGACUUCAUCGCCAACAAGCAGGCCUACCCUGAAGGAUUCGUGUCGAUCUCGGACGGGAACGUGGAGGUGGAGUCGCCGCGGCGCGAGUGGCGCGCGUUGGCCGCGCACUACGCCGGGCCGCUGGCCGUGCUGGUGCUGGCGGCGCUGCUGGUGGCCGCGCUGCCGCUCGCUGGGCUGUUCUGGUGCUGCUGCUACUGGUGCCGCUCGGGGCGGCGGCGGCGCGCCUUCGACCGCAAGUACGACGCCUGCCUCAAGGGCAUCCUCGCCAUCGUGCUCAUCGGCCUGCUCACGCUCUUCCUAUUCGGCGUGGUGUGCGCGUUCGCGACGGACUCGCAGCUGGAGACGAGCGCGGGCGAGGCGCCGGGCUCGCUGCGGGCGGGGCUGCGGGACACGCGCGCCUUCCUCAACGCCACGCAGGCCCACGCGCGCUGGCUGCUCGUCACCAACUACCAGGAGCUCGAGCACAAGCUCAACGGGCUGCUGGCCAGUACAGGCAUGACGGUGUCGGUGCAGCUGGGCGAGUUCUCGCGCGCGGUGUCGGUGACGACGCUGAACACCAUGGUGCAGCGGCUGGACGGCGUGGCGGCCGACCUGCGCGCCGUGCGCCGCCUCACGCUGCGGCUGCGCGCGCACGCCGACCAGCUCAACUCGGGGCUGCGCAAGGUGAAGGGCCAACUGCUGGCGACGCUGGCGCAGUGCUCGCAGCCGCCGUGCGUGCGCCUGCAGGAGAAGUACAAGCUGGGCCAGCUCGACACCGAGAUCCAGUACAACCAGAUGCCGGACGUGUCGGAGCUGUUGAACAACGUGACGGCGCUUCUGGACGCGCGGAUCCAGGAGGACGUGGCGGACGGCCAGCGCGUGUUCAAGGACAUCCAGCGCGCCGUGCGCCGCGAGCUGGAGCAGCACAUCCCCGACGUGCAGGCCGAGCUCGCCAGCACCGGUCGUCGUCUCCACGGGGUGGCGGAUGAGAUCACGUCCCUGGCGGGUAACGCAAGCCUGCGGCUUCAACAGCGCGAGGACGUGGCGGACGAGCUGCAGAAGCUGCACCAGCGCUACGGGCCCUACCGCCGCUACCUCGGGCUCGCCACCGCCACCGCGCUGCUCAUGAUCACGGUGCUACUAGCGCUGGGGCUGACGUGCGGCGUGUGCGGCAAGCGGCCCGACGUGUACGGCGCCAGCGACUGCUGCAACAAGGGCUCCGGCUCCUCCUGCCUGCUGUGCGGCAUGUGCGCCAUGUUCCUGGUGGGCGGCUGGUGCGCGGCGGUGCUGGCGGCGUACUUCCUGCUCGGCACCGCGGCCCAGCGCGCCGUCUGCGACCCGCUCACCGAGCCGCGCGGCAACCGGCUGUUCGAAGACGUGGACCGGUUCGUGGAGCUGGAGAAAGUACUGUUCAACGAGCGCCGCGAGCCCGGCCUCAACCUCAGUACCGUGCUGCAGGCCUGCCACGCCAACCGCACCAUCUACACGACGCUGCAACUACACCGGCUCUACGACCUGGAAGCACUCGUGGCGGACAGCAAGCGGUCGCUGGCGGCACGCACGGCGCUGCUGCGAGUGGCCGCGCCCGCCGCCGCGCCCGUCACCAUCCUCAAGCCCUCCGCCAAGGACAAGCUGCGCCAGCUCGCCGGCACCGGCCUGUCCGACUUCAACUUCGACAAGAUACUGCACGCGCUGGAGACAAACAUGACGUCACUAUCGCUGGAGGGGUUGGCGGCUCAACUGAACAGCACAGCAUUGGCAGUGGAGGAACGCAGCGGCUACAGUCGCGUGGCGCCCGAACUACGCCGCGCCGCCGCCGCGCUCGCCACCCUGCACCGAGGGAUCCUGCUGCCGCUGCUGGCCGACACUGCCGAGCUCAACACGACGGCUAUGAAGCUACGCGACGGGCUGCGUUUCAACCACACGUCGCUGAAGGAGGCCAUCUCCUACCUGCUGUACGAGACCUCGCAGGCUGAGCACUACCUCAACACGCAAGGGCCUGAACUGGUGCAAAAUAUCACUCGUGAGUUCGGCGACGUAGUCUCCACGCUGGUGCAGCAGUACUUGGAGCGACUGCAGGACGCAGCCGAGCACUCGGUGGGGCGCUGCGGGCCGCUGUCCAACGCUUUUAAUGCCACGCGCGACGCUGCCUGCCACAAGAUUCUCAUGCCUUGGAACGGCUACUGGAUGUCUCUGGCGUGGUGCGUGGCGCUGCUGGUGCCGCUGAUGCUGGCGGGCGCGCGCCUGGCGCGCCUCUACACGCACGUCGACCCCUACCCCGGCCCGCUGCACGAGGCCGAGUAUUUGUAUGACGCGUACGCAGACCGCGAUAACGUACCCCUUGCCAACGCCUACAAGGCCGAAAAGCGCGGAGGACGCAGCCGGCCCCACGCGGCGGGGGAGGCGCGCGGCGCGGGGGCGGGGCCGGCGCUGGCCACGCCUCUCGACGCACACGCGCGCAGAUAUAAUGAUAUGGCGCCAAAGCACUGGGAAGAAGGGCCUCCCCGCUACCACGGCCCUACUGAGUACGAGCGACCCCCACCCUACUACUAUCCCGGACCAAAUGAUAGACAGUAAACUAGCGCUCACGGAACUCGACGAAGACCUCCUGAAGUACUGAGCCCCGCGCCUGCCGCGACGCGUCGUGGACCCAGACAGAUGAAACGUGUAACAAUAUGUAAUGUGCAAACUAUUGUACGUGUUAUAUCACAGAUAUAGUAUUUUUCCAUAAUAUUACGAGGCCGUAAGUUGGAUGCGUACGCUCCAAACGAUUUGUGUCAGAGUGAUUACUCAGAUAUAAAAUAGAAUAUGAUACUUACGUAAUGUCCUUCUUCUGUCUAGUUAUAGUUAAUGAAAGUUCAAGACUCGUGUAAUUUUGUAUGAAAGAUACAUUUACAAAUGUUUCGAAUCCACCAUUUCAAGCAAUUGUAAGUGUCGGGUGCGUAGAUCAUAGGUCUGAUGAAUAUGUGAUGGAAUCUUAUUCGUAUGGUGUAUAGGCGUAUUCAAUAUUGUUCACUCAAAUGUAGUAGUUCCAAUAUGUAAAUAAGGUAGGUUAAGUAAGCGCAAGAAACAGUCACAGUAACUGCCAUAUCUCGACUGUCCGAUGUUUACGUUAGUUCGGCCCGUCACUCUUACGGCUCAAGUUGUAUCGGCGGCGUCGGCUGCGUUGGCUUUAAUAUUUUUUUCAGAAUUUAAUACUUUAUAUUCGUUGGAAGCGGGAUACGAUCACCGCACAAGUUUCAAAAUCUGAGAGAUUCGAUAUUAUGUUAGCGUAAUUUUAGGUAAAUUAGGGUUCUGUCAUUUUUCGCGCGCUCUCACUCGACUCUUCCACUUGUACCCCUUGGACUGAGGCGCGUGAAAAUUGACGGAGAGUUAGGGCGGGUGUCCACUGCGGCGUCGCGGCGAUCGCAUUUGUAUCGUCGCCGGUGACGCCGCGGAUAACACGCUUGUUCGGCUACAAUUUCACUAUUGUGUGAUUUCUUGUAUAUGAAACGCCAGAAAUUUCGGCGUUAUUUUACAUAAGAAAAAAAGUAGUCAUGAGUAAGAAUUGAACUGAAUUGUAACUGAAUAAAAUGCUUGUUUCGUGGCGGUAGAGAACGCCACAAUAGUGAAAUUCGGGUUUUUUAAACGACCUGACCAGUCAUUUAAGUUUAGUCCGUGUGCUGCCCACGUGGCCGCCAGGUGGCGCCAGCGGUCAGGUCGCGCCAGUGUGAAUGCCGCCUUAUGCAACUGUCAAAUACUCGAGGCAUUCUCCCUUGCGUCGGUUCGUGCUAGUCGAGCCCCGGCCGACUUUACCUUAGCCUAGAUAAGUACUAGUUUGUGAUUAUAUCCAUUUUAUAUUGUUGACUUGAAUGCGAGGAGUGCAAAUUUUGAUUUAUUUAAUUAUUAUAUGUGUCAUAUUGUAAUCGUUAGUUAGGUAUAUUUUGUACGAUGUAAUGCCAAAUGGAAUGCAACAGUGGCGACGCCACGCGGGCGGCAGGAACACUUCCUACUCACUAACCACUUGUGUGCAUGGUUACUAUUUUCUAAGACAUUUAUUUACCUAUUUCCUUCCUCUCCACGCGUGGGUAUAAGAAGUGACUUCCCAAGAUAACGGUCGAUAGUAGACGCCCUGCUCACAGCUAGAUGGCUUGCAAGAAACAAUAAUACGGCGAUUAUAGUAACUGUGCAUUAACCAAAACAUUGAUCUCGAUUAGUAACAAAUUCCAGCAUUUAUUUUAUUUUCCUGCCGGCUGCUAAUUUACACCAGGGACGGAAAAGUAGUUGCUUUUCAUAUAGGAGAGGUUUAAAGUAACCUUUCCUAUAUGAAAGUAACUAAAUUAAUGUUAAACGAUAUAAAUGUUAAUUCGUCCCCAGUGUCCGGGACCUAUUGAUCUCUCGGUGGCUUUCGUCUUCCUUCGACACGUUCAGUACAAUUCGAUAGAAAUGUAACACCUUUUGUAGUUGCUUCUCUGUAUAUCGUAAUGUAUAACGCUUAAUUCAGCGCCUGAGGCAUGGGGGGGUUGUAACGUCAACGUCAGACUUCGGAUUUAUAUUAAUAAUAUGUCAAUGUCACCCUCAUGUGCCGCUUCCAUACCUCAAGCUCUGAGAAGCGCUAUACAUAUAAUUAGGCUGUCCGUAAUUAUUUCCAUUGGUAGAUAUCUACAGACUGAGGUCACAAAAACAUUAUUCAGCUCUUUCACUCAUGCGUAUCCCAACAAGUGUGCGAUGGAGAUGGAUACAGUAACUUUAAUGGUAGUCUCUUGUGGAUUGUAAUGAGCACUAACAGGGAGAUAUUCUGAUACUUUACACUUCUGCUCACUUUAUAUUAGCGAACCAUUUCUGUACAACUAUGAAUUUAACCUCUGCUCAAUCCGAGAUUUAUAGUUAAUUGUGGUGCUAUACUUGCACCUGUUUAGCAUUUAGUUUGGUUGUACUGUCGAGCGUUUUGUGCCUGUAGACUGAACUUAUCUUUUAUUGUGUGUUAUAACAUAAAAGUUUUCCCGAUAUAAAACUAUGUAAAUUGGA